Molecule: messenger RNA, 2715 nt
Organism: Felis catus (domestic cat)
Lineage: Eukaryota; Metazoa; Chordata; Mammalia; Carnivora; Felidae
Gene: GOSR1
Product: golgi SNAP receptor complex member 1
Exons: 9
Coding region: 113-865 (250 amino acids)
Biological process (GO): endoplasmic reticulum to Golgi vesicle-mediated transport; vesicle fusion
Cellular component (GO): SNARE complex; Golgi membrane; cis-Golgi network
Molecular function (GO): SNAP receptor activity
Source: RefSeq, a predicted model, not a curated record
GAAGCUCACGUAUCCCAUCGGCCCUGGCGCCGGGGCGGAAGAAGGUGUGGAGCUAAUUCUCUGAUUCGCAUCGCCUCUACUCUCCUAUCCCGACUGACGUUGGAUAACAAAGAUGGCUGCAGGAACCAGCAAUUAUUGGGAAGAUCUCAGGAAACAGGCUCGACAGCUGGAAAAUGAACUUGACCUGAAACUAGUUUCCUUCAGUAAACUGUGUACAAGUUACAGUCACAGCAGUACUCGAGAUGGAAGACGCGACAGGUAUAGCUCUGACACAACACCCCUUUUAAAUGGAUCAAGCCAAGACAGAAUGUUUGAAACAAUGGCCAUUGAGAUUGAACAGCUUUUGGCAAGGCUUACAGGAGUAAAUGAUAAAAUGGCAGAAUAUACCAACAGUGCAGGUGUCCCGUCUUUGAAUGCAGCACUGAUGCAUACAUUACAGCGACAUAGAGAUAUAUUGCAGGAUUAUACACAUGAAUUCCAUAAAACCAAAGCAAACUUCAUGGCAAUACGGGAAAGGGAGAAUCUCAUGGGAUCAGUACGAAAGGAUAUUGAGUCAUAUAAAAGUGGGUCUGGAGUGAACAACAGAAGAACUGAACUGUUUUUGAAAGAACAUGACCACCUUCGAAACUCAGAUCGUCUGAUAGAAGAGACAAUAAGCAUUGCUAUGGCAACAAAAGAAAAUAUGACUUCACAGAGAGGAAUGUUGAAGUCAAUUCAGAGCAAAAUGAAUACUUUGGCCAAUCGUUUUCCUGCUGUGAACAGCCUGAUCCAACGAAUCAAUCUUAGGAAACGGCGAGACUCCCUCAUCCUGGGCGGUGUUAUUGGUGUCUGUACCAUCCUAUUGCUGCUGUAUGCUUUCCACUGAUGGAACAUCUCCAGGGACUCUUGACAACCACCACUUUCACACCCUGAUCCGGAAUAAGGAAAAAUAGGAAGGAGAAGUUGAUUGUCCUGAUGAUUAGCCUGACCAACAGGAUUAAUGCAAGACUGAUGGUGAUGGACUCUGUGAUACGGUCAGGUUGAGCUGAAGCCACAGUUUUCCUGUGCUAUCUUUUCUAACACACAUUUCCUUCUGUUUUUAGUUUAAAAAAAAAAAAAGUUUUCAGUUGCUUUUGUCUUCCCAGGAGGUAAGUAAACCAAUCAGAAACAGAGUUUCUAUGCUUCAGUAAUAGUGUUGAAGGCUGAUAACAAGCCAGAUCUUACAGCUGGACUCCAGAAAACCAGGUUUCUCUAUAUCCAAAGACUGUUUUCCUUUCAGCCACCAGAUUGGGUUGUGAAUAAAAAUAGUUCUUGUCCUUUUUAUUUUACAGUCAUGAAGAGAAAUCACAAGUCAUUUCUUGAUAAGCUGUGCUAUAAAUUUCUACUCUGUGCCCCUGUUUUGGUAUUCCAGAAAAAUUACAUUUUUCACAGGUUCUUUGAGAUGCUAACAGGUCAACUUCAACACAGUUGAGGUUGUCUGAAACAGAAGACAAACACUGCAAGAAAAGCUUUUUUCUUCCUCUUUUUUUAAAUUGUAUGCACACUGGGAUUAACUAUAUUGCUGGAAAAGCAUUGAGAAUAACAGGCUUUUUUGUCCGUCAUUGUUUUGAUGUUUUGUUUAUUUCUUCCAUUGGAUUAAUACUUGCUACUAUGAGAAAAUGCAAUCUCAGUUCUACCAUGGUAAAAGUAACUAAUAGCCAGUGUCUGUCAGUGCCCCCAACUAUUCCUCAUCAUGUCAGGAUUAACCCUGAGUGAGGGGACUGCUCAAUUUCAGUGAGAUCUGUUCAGCAAGCCACAUGUAAAAAGACAUUGAUUGAGGGGUCACCAUCCAGAUUAUUCCAUUUGUAAAUGCUCCAUGAUUUAUGAGCAAAAGUUCAAGAAAUACUGCCUAAUGUACCAGGAAGUCUGUGUUUUAUGAAAACCUACUCAUUCCAAAUCUGUUAAGCUUUCCAAACAUCCAGAGAAUGGUUUUACUGUUGAAGGUGCAUGUGACAGAAUCUAUCUGUAUCUGCACCUGUCUUCUACUACCAUCCCUGGACAGUAGCAGAAUUUUAAACCACCCACCAGAAUUCUUUUCAGGUUUAACCAUUUCUCCAUUUCUGUAAACUUACAACUUAUUCACCUGAACUACCACAAAUAGUUUGAAGACGUCAACAUCUACACUCCUCACCAAGAAAGAAGGUUGCUCUUCACCAUUGGAAUGGACUCUGGUAUUUAUAGUAUUGACCUCAGACUGUGCCACAGGGAAUUAAAGGAUAUGAGCAUGUAGUUCUUAACGAUAUCACAGUGCAUCGGUGAUGACAUUCAGGUGAACUUGAUACAAGAGCUGAUGGCUAUGCUAACCCCUGGUCUGGUACAGAAACUGAGAGCUUUUUCAUUCUGUUGUCAAAGUUUUAUUAUGUUCUGGGUAUGAAAGCCAUUGGAUACAUUUUUUUAAACUAUGGGGUUUAUUUUUCUAAAUAUGGGUUGAUUGAUCAGAUAACUUGAUUGGGGAUGCCCUGAAAAGAAAGUCUAAGUUUUCCCAAUGUAAAUCUUAAAGGAUCAGAGAAGUUCAUUUACUAAAUUCUCUGUUGGGAGAACAAGACUGUUCUCCCCUGACACUUUAUUAUCUUUGAUUUUUCAAAGGGCCUUGAUUGGUGGUUGUGCCUCAGCUAGAAUUUAUGGGACUUUCAUUGCUAUAUGGUUGGCAUUUAUAAAAUCUGAAGUAUCAUAAAUAAAGUUAUUUAUUUAAUUAUA